Colletotrichum navitas is the source of this 614-nucleotide messenger RNA. RefSeq lists its product as uncharacterized. The record is from RefSeq and is a predicted model, not a curated record. Lineage: Eukaryota; Fungi; Ascomycota; Sordariomycetes; Glomerellales; Glomerellaceae. The coding region runs from base 213 to 614 and encodes 133 amino acids. The transcript has a single exon.
CCCCCCCCAACAUACUGGUCGUUCUGUCAGGAACACAAUGGUCCCUUCCAUCGAAGGCCAGUCUAGUUAGAUGGACGAUAGAAGACUGCUCUCGUGCUUUCCUCGGCCGUUUCGUUCCCUCUUCUACACAGUCUCCCCUGGGUUGAAGCAUGGGAGCACAGUGACGCAAAAGGCGACCGACCCACUCGGGAUCCAGGGUCUCAGGUACCAGCAUGCAGCUGGGACGGGUGGCCAGAUUGCGGGGUAGUGGGUACACAGAGUACCGACCGGCGCUAGUCCGUUACAUCCCCCAAGCCACUGAGCCGCUGCGGCCACGCAAGUACCUCAGCAGCACGCGACCAGUACCCGCCAACCCAUGCCCCGACGAGCCAUCGAGCCACUUCGACGCCGCAACCCCGAGAAAACUGCCCAUCGCCAGUGUCGUCUUAUCCCGGCUGGCUUGCUUGCUUGCUCCCUCGCUUUCUGUUUCGUCCCUGCUAUCGUCGUUUGUCGCCGCUGCCACCGACCGUCCCAACGUUUUCCGUCGUUCCUUGUCCGUUGACCACGGUUCAAGGGCUGCCAAUGGCAAAACACCACCUGUACCAAUUCUGCUGCAUGGUUCCGAUAUCGGAUGA